Molecule: messenger RNA, 1004 nt
Organism: Lotus japonicus
Lineage: Eukaryota; Viridiplantae; Streptophyta; Magnoliopsida; Fabales; Fabaceae
Exons: 5
Coding region: 181-777 (198 amino acids)
Source: RefSeq, a predicted model, not a curated record
GUGGAAAACGACAGAGAGAGCCAGCUAGUAGUAGCAACACACGCUCGCUGGCAAUGAGAUUGGGAACAAAAUUGAAUUGAAUCCCUAAAAUUCAUUCAAUCAAUCAAACCAUUCGAAUCGAAUCACUAUCGUUGAGUCACUGUGGUGGUGGUGGUUCUGCAACUGCAUGAUCAUCCUACAAUGGGGAAAAAUCAAGCCUACAAAGCUAUGCAACGAGCCAGGCUCGGCGGCGCCUCCGCCGGCCCCGACGAGGUUGAAGACGGCAUGGUGGAUGGUUCAUUUCAUUCACCAGAGUGGCAUGCAGCUCGUUUGGCUAGCCUUAAAACAUCUCACACAGUUACAUGGGAAGAGUUCAAACAGAAACAAAAGGAAGAAGAGAUGAGAAAAGGAGAGUUGGAAGCAGAUGCAGAUAGAAUGAUGAGGGAGUACAGAGCUCAACUAGAUGCUGAAAGGUCUCGCAAACUUUCACAGGGAAGAAAUCACUCUGGUAGUAAGUCCAAACACGCAAAAGAUAAGAAGGACAGAAUUUCAAAGAAGCACAGCAGCAAAAAAAGAAAGCAUUCAAGAAGAUCGUCUGCAUCUAGCUCGUCUUCGUCAUCCUCUGAUUCUAGUAGUGAUGAAGAAGAGAGAGUGUCAAGAAGAUCAAAGUCCAGGUCUAAGAGAUCAAAGAAGGAGAAGAAGCACAAGUCAAGGAGCAAGGAUUCUGGAACCGAUAGUGAAGAUGGUGGUGGUCCAGUUCGCCUUUCAAGAUUCUUUGGGAACACGAAGAGCCAAUAGUGGUUGAAUAAUUGGUUUUGUAUCAUAAAAUUGUUUUAAUCUAUAAUAGUCAAUUUAUGAAUCAGCUUUUCUUUUAUCAUCAACUCAUUCCUUCUUUACAGAUUUGUAAUUUUGUAUGCCAUAUUAUGUGUUCUCUUCAAAAGAGAUUAUCUUUUCUUGGGUUAAUCUGUGAGACGGAGGACCAUUCUGAGUUUUAACGAUAUAAAAAAUCAACAAUAGUUUGAUAA